Beta vulgaris subsp. vulgaris (sugar beet) is the source of this 1142-nucleotide messenger RNA. RefSeq lists its product as hypothetical. Lineage: Eukaryota; Viridiplantae; Streptophyta; Magnoliopsida; Caryophyllales; Amaranthaceae. Bases 101 to 943 code for a protein of 280 amino acids. Gene Ontology annotation, biological process: microtubule-based process. The transcript is spliced from 2 exons. Gene Ontology annotation, cellular component: dynein complex. The record is from RefSeq and is a predicted model, not a curated record. Gene Ontology annotation, molecular function: dynein intermediate chain binding; dynein light intermediate chain binding.
CACUAUCCCUAGUCACUCCCUACGCACAUUAUAUAUCCUUAGUCCUUACACCUUAGCAAAAUCCAAGAACAUUACAAUUUUUGUACCAUAUACCAAAAAAAUGAAUGCAACAUCACUAGAGAAACAAAAGAAGGGAAACUUAUAUGUGUACAACUUCUCCACCGGUAACCGGACACCGGAAUAUCAAACUCCGACGACAACGACGACGUCGGUAACGAAGAAAAUCAUUCAUUCAAGUAUAUGGGGUACUCUUAGAAAGUCGAAAUCGAAAUCGAAACCAAAUAAUGGUGAGGAUAAGGAGAAGGAAGAGGAUAGAAAGGGAAUGAUGAAUCAUGGGAAAGGCAGGAAUGAAAUGGAAAGGAAAUCAGUGUCAAGUGUAGAAGGUAUAUUAAUGAGAUUAGCAAAUAGUAAUAAUAAUAGUAAGGUUAUUAUGGAGGAAAGGAAAUCAGUUUGUAGUAAUAGUGAGAUAAUGGAGGUAAAAGAGAGGGGAAAGGGAAUCCCAUUCCUACAAGGUAUGGAAGGGAAAAGAGAAGGAGGGAGGAAAUCAGUUUCACAUGUAGAAAAUAAUGUAGCAUAUGUAGGGAAUUUUGUGGAGAAAGCAAGGGAAUCAAUAGGGGCAAAAAUGGAAAAUGAUAUGGUUUCUGCCAUUGAAUUGUUACAAGUGAAGGUUUUGGUUACUGAUAUGCCUGGUUUUAUGCAAAUUCAAGCUUUUCAAUGUGCAAGGAAGACUUAUGAUAGUUUGGAGAAAUUCAGUGCUAAACAUGUGGCUUAUAACUUAAAGAAGGAGUUUGAUAAGGUAUAUGGGCCUGCAUGGCAUUGUAUUGUGGGCUCCAGUUUUGGGUCCUUUGUAACCCAUGCAACUGGUUGCUUUCUAUACUUCUCAAUGGAAAAAUUGUGCAUUUUGCUGUUUAGAACCAAAGUUCAGAAAGCAGUACAGCAAUAACUAAUAUGAGGAUAUUAAACUAUUUUUUUUUUUAGAUAAAUAGGCUUUUUGAUGUAUACUUUUUUCUUUUCUUUUUAUAUUUACUUUUACUUGUUUUUUUUUUUUAAUUGGGAUUGGUAAUUCAUACUUAAAAUCUGUAAAUGGUGACAUUGUAAGUUUGUGCAUAUAGUAUAUAUUCAUUUAAAAGAAAGAAGAAGAA